Molecule: messenger RNA, 988 nt
Organism: Saccostrea echinata
Lineage: Eukaryota; Metazoa; Mollusca; Bivalvia; Ostreida; Ostreidae
Exons: 1
Coding region: 53-988 (311 amino acids)
Source: RefSeq, a predicted model, not a curated record
UUCUCGCAUCUUUCUACAACUUGAUUCAUACAGCAAACACCCAGAUCACAGGAUGUUUGGACAAGUACAAAACCCUCAGGUACUCGACAUGGGACAAUCAAAUCAAUCAACGAGUUCUUUGCUGAAUUUUGUGGAUGUCGCAUCUUGUAAUAUUAAAAUGGCACUAGAUAGACCUUCCAAAUCAAAGAGGAAAGUUAAUCACCGGAAGUACCUCCAGAAACAGUUGAAGGGUUGCGGAAAUGUUCAACAAGAGGAUAAUUCUCGAAGAGCACCGCCUGGAACUCAACAAAUCAGAUUCGUUAAAAAGGAAACCACGCAAUCUGGACGUCAAAUGAAAUCCCUUCAAGCUUUAUUUGACCCAAGGACUCUACACGCAAAAUGUUGCGCCGAUCCCUAUACCAACACUCGUGGAUCUAAAGUACCCUUGCGAAAGCGAGAUUUACCGGCAUCAUUCUUCUUGGAACCAUCAACACUUGAAAAUAGGGACAACCUGAUGGAAUCUUUAAUGUCAGUUGAUGAUGAAUUACUGAAUUCCCUUAAUCGUGUUCCGGAUCUAGACACACUUUCCUCGGAUACAUUGGACUCAAUUCUCGGUAAAAAUGAUUUGGAUGACUUUUUAAAUGUCGGGCAGUGGAGUGAUUCUAGUAGGGACAGUUCCGAAAGUAACCCUCGCUCUCCAAAUCCAGAAUAUGGUGUCUGGAAUGAUAUCGUCCAUCAUCCCGUGUACACUCCAGAACAAUGGUCGCCCACUAAUUCUGUACAAAUGGCGUUCCCUGAGAAUGUUGGUCAACAUACAUAUCACCCAACACAGUCACUUUUAGUUGAGGAUUCAAAACCAACAGAAAAGUUAAGCAUCAUAGAAUCAUAUCGGGAACCCUCCAAAUUACCUACAUUUCCACAGGCCUUCUUGGGAAGAACAGAUUGCAUGAACCCGAACUCAGGACAGUGGAGCGAAACUUCUAUUCAACAAUAUUACACAUACCUGUGA